GGAAAGUAGGCCCGGAGACUUCAGUUCGAUUCGGCCUAACACACACAAGACACACUCAGCAUACCCACAAAAUACUCCAAUCUUACCCCCUAAAACACUUUCGAAUCCUUUAGCAAAUACUCACAAUACACAUGAACACACAUAAAGCAAAAAUCCUUAUCCAAGUCGGAGACAAAAUCAGUUCGAAGCUCGUCCUCACGUAGUUCGAAACCCACAUUUUUCGGUUAUUGUUAAAUACAAAAAAUCCUCUAAAAAUCGCAUCGGUCCUCCUGCCACAAAAACAAACGCAAAAAGACGCAUAUUCCCCUUAAAAAAAAAAUAAAUUAGAAAAGAAAUUGGACAGUAAAAUCGCAAAGAUCACGGAUUAGCCGGACAAGUUAGCCCCCGAAGACGGCCGACAUGCAGAAGGGAGUCAAGGACAAGGAGAACCGGACCACCAACACGGCUCCGGACAUCCACGACUACCAUCAACAGCAGCAGCAGUCGCAGUCGCAGUCCAAUCCCUCCAAGCCUAAUGAAGGCUUCCUUGGCAGCUUCCUUUCAAAGGGCCUGAAAACCAACCAGCUGGUGGUGAACACGGAUGAGAAGACCCUGCGACCCGUCGCUCGUUUGAAGGAGCCGCGCGAUCUCUUCGCCCUGCCGAAGGACAAGGACAAUGACUGCUCACAGCAGGCCCCCAGAUGGCCGGUCGAGUGCCAGGUCAUCGAGGAGCGAAUCACACACAUUCCGUACGUGCCCCCAACGCCGGAGCCCCUCAACGCUCCCACGGGAAACGAACUGAAGCCGCGGCCCGUCGGCGAGGAGAACGGCAUCGUCGUCUUUAGUUAUAGUCCGAUCAGUGCCGUUAAUUACGAAAAGCCAAAGGUGAAGAAGGAGGAGGAUGAAUCGAGCGACGAGUCGGACUACUCCUCGGACUCCCGCUUGGACUCCACGCCCCCCAGCCGGGCCACGCCCAUGCGAUUGACGGGGGGCGGGAGCUGUGCCCGCGGCAAGAUCAACAGCGUCUCCAAAAUGAUCAACAAUGUGGACAAUAGAUCCACCAGUGCCUCCUUGGACGACAACGAUGACUACGAUGAUGAGGAGUAUGACACGAGUGGAGGAGGCGGCGGAGGGGGUGAGGCCAGGGAGAAGGCCAUGAUCAAGGAUCUCAUCGAGGCGAAGAAGAAGCGCUACCAGGAGGAGUCGGGCAUGACGGCCAGGAACUCCCGGGCGGGGAGCCGUUCGGAGGCCAGCAAGGAUCCCAGCGACAUCGACAACAUCUGGAAGAACAACACCAGCGAGUACAAGCCCGCCUCUCCGCGCUACAUCCUCAGCCAGUUUGGCAAGAACGUGGUCAUCGACCGGCUAGCGGAUGAGGACGAUCCCUCCCUAACAAACGGAGGCGAUGGCGGCGGUGGAGGAGGAGGAUCUGGAACCCAAAAGGUAUCAAGCAAGUUCGCAGUUACCCCCGUCAAGUUGCCCAAAACGAACAUAGCCCGCUUGGAGGUGGCCUUCGAGCGGAGCAAUCGCGACCCAGUCUCCACCUCGUCCUCGGGCGGCCAGACCCACUCCCGGAAACGUAAACGCGGGGGUGCCCUUAGCAUGGGGAAUGAAAACGAUGGUCCCGGUACCAGCAGCACCGAGGAUACCAGCAGCUCCAGUCUCGGGGAGGACGAGGAGGAGGACGAAGACGAUGACGAUGACGAGGAGUUGGACGAGACCGAUACGGAGGAUUCCGGUAGCGGUGAGACGGUCUGCCAGGCCGAGCCCGUAACCGAUUGCAGUCAGUCCGCUGACGGAUCGGGGCUAGGAGUUGGCUACUCGCCCAGAUUGGCAGGCGGGGCCGAGAAGCGCACUGGUCCUGGUUCCGGUUCCGUUUCGGACACGGAGACUCUGGUGGGGGACGAGAGCAGGAGCAGGCUAGCAUGCGGGGGCCACCACCAGCAGCAUGGGGAGUACUCCACCCAUGCCGGAAUGACAGCGCCAGGGCCGGCAAAGAUGCGCCAGCCGCAGGGACGACCGCCUAACCGGUCAGUGCCCUACACCCAUGCGGCCACAGUGGCGGCAGCGGCAGCCUCCGCGGCGGCAGCGGCCAGGGGUCGACAUCGCGACAUAGAAAGCUUCCAGGCUUCGCUGAUUCAAGACCCAGACUCAAGAGUAGCCGGCGGCAUGGUGAUGGGCAUGGGCAUGGGGAGUGGAGCAGGCACUGGCACCGGCACUGGCACUUCCAGCACCAUUAGCACCUCGACACCGGGUGGGGGCAGUAGUGGUGGCAUGGGGAACAGCGUUUUCCGGCUGAGCAAGGAGCAGCAGCAGCAGCAUCAGCAACAGCUGCUGCCGCCCGGAUUGAUUCCGAUGGCCAGCCAGGAAACGACUGGAACAACAACCACGACCAGUACUAACCAGGAUACGACCACCUCGUCGCAAUCCUUUCUUUCCUCCGAUUUAACCCAAGCACAGUUCAGCCGAUCGGCGGUGGGCGGUGCCCGGUUCGUCACCAACUGCCAUCCGAUGAAUCCAGAGGAGUACGACGGCCUGGAGUUCGAGUCGCGCUUCGAGAGCGGCAACCUGGCCAAGGCGGUGCAGAUCACGCCCACCUACUACGAGCUCUACCUGCGUCCCGAUCUCUACACCAGCCGGUCGAAGCAAUGGUUCUACUUCCGUGUCCGACGCACCCGGCGUAAGAUGCUCUACCGCUUCUCGAUCGUGAAUCUGGUCAAGUCCGAUAGCCUCUACAACGACGGCAUGCAGCCGGUGAUGUACUCGACGCUGGGCGCCAAAGAGAAGAGCGAGGGCUGGCGGCGAUGCGGCGACAACAUCUGCUACUAUCGCAACGAUGAUGAGAGUGCUGGGAAUAGCGCCAACGAGGAUGAGGAGGACAACUCCACCUACACUCUAACCUUCACCAUCGAGUUCGAGCACGACGACGAUACGGUAUUCUUUGCGCACAGCUACCCGUACACAUACAGCGACCUGCAGGACUACCUCAUGGAGAUCCAACGCCAUCCGGUCAAGUCAAAGUUCUGCAAACUGCGCCUCCUCUGCCGCACCCUGGCGGGCAACAAUGUGUACUAUCUGACUGUGACAGCGCCCUCUAGCAACGAGGAGAAUAUGCGGCGAAAAAAAUCGAUAGUGGUGUCGGCGAGAGUUCAUCCCAGCGAGACACCGGCGUCGUGGAUGAUGAAGGGUCUGAUGGACUUCAUCACCGGUGACACAACGGUGGCCAAGCGACUGCGCCACAAGUUCAUAUUCAAGCUGGUGCCGAUGCUGAAUCCGGACGGAGUCAUUGUGGGCAACACCCGUAACUCGCUGACGGGCAAGGAUCUGAACCGUCAGUACCGUACGGUUAUCCGCGAGACAUAUCCAUCCAUUUGGUAUACCAAAGCCAUGAUUAGAAGACUGAUUGAGGAAUGCGGCGUGGCCAUGUACUGUGAUAUGCACGCACACUCACGCAAACACAACAUAUUCAUAUAUGGCUGUGAGAACAAGCGCAACCCAGAGAAGAAGCUCACCGAGCAGGUCUUUCCCCUGAUGUUGCACAAAAACAGUGCGGAUCGGUUCUCAUUUGAGAGCUGCAAGUUCAAGAUCCAACGAAGCAAGGAGGGCACCGGCCGCAUCGUUGUCUGGAUGCUGGGCAUCACCAAUAGCUACACGAUCGAGGCCUCCUUCGGCGGCUCCUCCCUGGGAUCGCGUAAGGGGACACACUUUAACACGCAGGAUUACGAGCACAUGGGACGAGCAUUUUGUGAGACACUUUUGGACUACUGCGAUGAGAAUCCGAACAAAGUAAAGCGGCACGCAAAGUUGUUUAGACAAAUCAAAAAGAUAAGAAAACGCGAGAAACGCGAACAGAAAGCAUUGAAAUUACAGAAAAUGGCCGAUCAGAUUUUAAAUUUACUCAAACAACAGGACAGACUACGAUCCAAAAUCAUCGAAAGACUGAUGCGAGAAGGCUCUAGUGCCGACGAGCCAUUAAAUAUACCUUUGUCAGAUUACUCAAGCGAUGAGGGCAAUUGCAGCUCGAGUUCCGAUAACGAGGGCAAGCACUCGAUAACAGCCUCCGAUUUGGAGGGCCCUUGUUGUGCGCCCACCCGAGCACCGCCCAGUUCGCCAGAGGUGAUCCACGAGAUACGCAAGUUCCGCAUGCGACGCAUGCGCAAAGUGAUGCACGAGCUGGACAGGAUCUACUUUACGCCCCUGUUCCAACGCAAAUUCAAAACGCUGACCACUCUGAAACGGCGGCGCCACAAGCUGGGCUGCAAGACGGCCGUGCCACCCAAGCGCUUGAAAGCUGGCGCCGCUGGAGAUGCCACGCCGGGUGGAACAGCUGCCCCCAGUGAGUCCGGGGCAGUCCAGCAGCAGCAACUGGCGCCACAACCCCAACAGCAGCAACUGCCACAGCAGUCGGCGCUCCAACAACGCAAGCAACUGGGCGUGAGGAACCUGCCGCCGAAAAGGACCCAUCAGAUGGUGUCCACGGCCAGUUCGGAGAGUUCCGAAAGCGGAGACUCCGACUCCGAGUCGCAGCGGGAUCAGGACUCGAGUGCCAGCACCAAUGUCAGCGGCGCCAGUGUCGGGCUGGAGGCGAAGCGGAAGCACAAGGCCACCGGGCCCAAGAAAUCGGGCAAGAAGAAGAAGUUCAUGCCCACCGAAAAGAAGAAGACGGUGGUCAACCAGAAGCUCCAUGUGGACCGCAACUUCCGGCUGUGGCUGGCCAAUCGACGAAUCUACAUCUAUCGCCGUAAAAAGGUGACCACGCAGGCGCGCCGCACCCGGGUGAGGAACAAGCCGCCCAAGAAACGCGGCGAGGUGGUACGCACCACAUUGGACUUGCCCACCACGGAUCCGGGCUCGGAUCUGCACUUCUCCACCGACGACGAGGAGCACUCGCCGGCAUCCGGCCAUAAUGGCUACGGAGCAGUGGCUCCACUCCGGCACACACUGCUGCAGAGCGAUCUCCAGAGGCGCUACAUCGAGGAGAUUGGCGACACAGUGGUCCAGAAGCCGAAGCCGGCGAACAUGCCGCCAGAGCUGAUAGUGACCACGCCCUCGAAGAGCGGCACGCCGGGCGGCGGCAAGAAACUGGAUGUCUACAAGCUGACGCCGCGCACGGCCCCUGAGCUGGAGGGAGGCGGUGGCCACCACAUGAACGCCAUAUUGCACCGACAGGGCGGUGGCGUCGUAGCGGGCGGAACUUCGGCCCGACGCACCUACUCCUGGCACAACCUCGACCAGCAGGACAUACCCAGCGGCAGUGGAGGUCAGAACAAGGCCAACUUCUUUAUGGGCGGCGACGCCAAGCCCACCAUGAAGGCGAUGCCCAAGCCGCCACCCAGAAGGAGCGUUCCGAGCAACUUUAUCCCCCAGCGACAUGGCGCCAACGGGCCCAGUGCCGAUGACUUGCAACUGAAGCUGUCGCUCAAGAAGAAGGUCUGGACGGGGGCACACGGAGAGCCGGACGGACGGCCGCUGGCCUGGUACAAGGGACACUCGAUACCCGGUCCUCAGAUGCAGGGCGCCAACACAGCUGGCGUCGGAGUCCGCAGUGCAGGUGGCGGAGGCGGUGGCAACGUGGGCAGUGGCCAUGGCCGGAGCAUGUACACCGCCAGUGGCCGGGAGGCGGCCGCUGUGGCAGCUGCCUCCGGAGGAAUGGCCAUGGGCGUGCCGCCGGCAUUUAUGGGAGCGCCGCGAAAGCCCCGGAAGCUGGAGCAAGUGGAUCUGUUCAAUGCCUGCUCCCAGAAGCUGCUACUGUGGCAGCAGCAGGAGGAGACGAAGCGCAACCACCCGCAUCCUUCCCAGCGCCUGAUGAAGGUGGAGGACCAGCAGCAACAGCACCAGCACCACCAACGCGAACGAGAGCGAGAACGCGAGCAGCACCAGCGGGACAUGAUGCGGGCCUUCAAGCCGAUGCAGCUGUCCAAGAAGGCGAUGGGCCAGGGCCAUGCCAAGGCCAUGCAACAGGGCAUGGUGGGCGAGUCGGGCGGCAAGGUGAAGCGCAAGUCCAGCAGCCUGAUGAAGAUAGCGGAGACCACACAGCUGGUCACGCGGUUCGCCCGAAAUCGCAGCAGUGCUGGCGGAUCCGCCGUUCAGCAGCAGCAGCAGCAGCCAGGACAGCAAUCCCAGAUGCCGAUGCAUCAGCAGAGGAUCAUGUUCAAGGGCGGAGCCGGUGGCGCCAUGGCCGGACGAAUGCAUUCCGCCGGAGUGCUGGGCGGAGGCGGCGGCGGAGUACGGGCUCCGAAUAAAUUCAAAACCGGCGGCCUGGUGAUCACGGCCGUCCAACAGCCGGCCAAUGUGCCCGGUGGCAGCUCCCGGCGGAUGCGAAAUGCUGCCGGCCUGCAUGCCAAGAGCAGUACGGGCAUCGUGGGCUCAGGCUCCGGUUCCGGAACAAUGCAUUUCCAGACAACGCGUGGCAGCGGCGGCAACAUGCCCCUGGCCAACAAAUCCUCCACGGCCAUCACCCUGGACACCGUCAAUCUCGUCCGCAAGGUGAAGACCAAGCUGAAGAAGCGCAAAUCCCGGACACUGUCGACCGGAGCGCCCAAGUAAACGGAUGAUCCCUGUCCAGAUCCCGUCCAGAAGAUAACCGUGCUGCUACUACUACUCCUCGCGCAUAUUCGAAACAUAUUCUGGUCCAGUUUUGAGUUUCCAAAAUUAUGUAGACAUCGAUGAUGGAGUUUUACCGAUCUAGAUAGAUGAUCCUUUUGGUCAGAUAUAUUCUUAUCCCAAGUAACAAAUCCCCUCUCGCCCUCACACACGUUUUGGUUGCGAUUUUAAAAACGAAACGAAAACGAGAUCCAAAAUUUUAGUCCAAUUCUCUAGGCAAGGCAAAAAAGGAAUAGCAAAAUUAUCAAAAUAAUUCAUAUAAAUAUGUGGAUAUAUGUAUAAUCUGUAAUCUGUAGCAGUACGCAUAUGUAAUCGUGUUUCCAGUAAUCCCUCAAUCUCUGUACCUAUACAGUUUAAUCCCUAAAAUAAUGUUUAAAGUCCAAACAAGA
Drosophila ananassae is the source of this 6971-nucleotide messenger RNA. RefSeq names its product cytosolic carboxypeptidase Nna1 (gene Nna1). Bases 400 to 6525 code for a protein of 2041 amino acids. The record is from RefSeq and is a predicted model, not a curated record. Gene Ontology annotation, molecular function: zinc ion binding; metallocarboxypeptidase activity. NCBI's taxonomy places the organism in Eukaryota, Metazoa, Arthropoda, Insecta, Diptera, Drosophilidae. Gene Ontology annotation, biological process: proteolysis. The transcript is spliced from 16 exons.